Messenger RNA from Fragaria vesca subsp. vesca, 1408 nucleotides. RefSeq lists its product as uncharacterized. The record is from RefSeq and is a predicted model, not a curated record. Lineage: Eukaryota; Viridiplantae; Streptophyta; Magnoliopsida; Rosales; Rosaceae. The transcript has a single exon. The coding region runs from base 165 to 1112 and encodes 315 amino acids.
ACGGAUCGAGUUGGUACCACAAAGAGAGGCACAGGAGUGUGCGUGGUUGCCAUCUCUCUCACUCUGUCAUGCACAAUAUCUAACUCUAUAAGAAGGCUUUGCGUGGUCUUGGGUAUUCAUAUAUCUAUCUAGCUUAGCCUUCUUUUCUGAGCUAGGUAUUGAAAAUGGGGACGAACUAUGUUCUCGCUCUGCUCUUGGUUCUGAUUCUCAACUUGGGAAGUUUCCUCACUUCUCUAGCAAACGCUCCCUACUGUGCACCACCGACGUACCCUCCAAAGUUCCCUCCCAAACACCCUCCUCAUGUUAAACCACCCAUUCACCCUAAACCACCCGUACACCCACCGCAUGUGAAACCACCAGUAAAACCACCGCAUGUGAAGCCUCCCUACACUCCCAAACCACCAGUGAAACCACCGCAUGUGAAGCCUCCUUACACUCCCAAACCACCCGUAAAGCCACCGCAUGUGAAACCUCCCUACAUUCCCAAACCACCGGUAAAACCGCCGCAUGUGAAGCCUCCUUACAUUCCCAAACCACCGGUGAAACCGCCGCACGUGAAGCCUCCUUACAUUCCCAAACCACCGAUUGUCCACCCACCCUUCAUCCCAAAACCACCAAUCGUGCACCCACCCUUCAUCCCAAAACCACCAAUCGUGCAUCCACCUUUCAUCCCUAAACCACCAAUUGUCUACCCACCAGUUAUGCCCAAGCCCCCCGUGUACCCUCCACCGGUGUACCCAAGUCCACCCCCAACACCUGUCGUGACCCCUAGCCCGCCUCCGCCACCAACAGAGACACCCUGCCCUCCUCCACCACCUAAAGUAGUGCCAUACCCACCGCCACCGCCAAAGGACACGUGUCCGAUCGACGCUCUCAAGCUAGGAGCUUGUGUAGACGUUCUCGGUGGGCUGAUUCACGUUGGGAUUGGGGGCAAUGCUAAAGACGCUUGCUGUCCUGUGCUUCAAGGACUGCUGGACUUGGACGCCGCCAUUUGCCUCUGCACCACCAUCAGGCUCAAGCUCCUUAACAUCAACAUCAUCAUACCCCUUGCUCUUCAGGUCCUCAUCGACUGUGGGAAGACUCCACCCGAUGGAUUCAAGUGUCCUUCAUAAGCAGCUGUCUGAGUCUCUCGCGCUCUGACGUGGUUCGAGGUUUUCAAAUCUUGAUUCAUAGUAGGGUUUUCAGUAAUAUCUGGCAGUUAAUAAUAGCAUGUACGUAUGUGAUCCACCGAGCAUGAAACUUUGGAAGUACAACUACUUCAUGAGGUUACUUAAUUAAUGUCUGUAAUCUGGUUUAUGUUUUCUUCAUUCUGGGUUUAUCUCGAUAAUUGUAUAUCAGAUCGAUAUGCUGUGGCAAAAGUGUUCAUGUUGAUUUGAUAUAAUCAGAAUAUGUUUGUUCUAUUUUGGCC